AUGGCGGAUCCCUUUCCGCGCAAUCGCCCUCCUAACGCUGCCCCCCCUCACCCUAGCUCUGCGGGCAGUGUCACAAAAGCUCAGAUAUUUGAAGACGAGAAGAAGCGGAUAACUGUCUCCUGCUUCUCCAGAACGGACACUGACGGUUCCCUUCUUGAGUCCUAUAUCACACACUGCAAGGUCGUCGAAGAUGCUACGUCCCCAUCAGCACCACCGCCGCCGGAUGCUCCUAGCGAUCAGAAGAAAGAGCGUGUGAUAAUCAUUGCUGUUCGGAAAUCCGGUAGAGUUCGUAUGCACAAAGCUAGAGAAAAUAACAAUGGAACGUUUCAAAUUGGAAAGACAUGGAAUUUGGAUGAUCUCCAGGAGAUUGAAAAUUAUUCGCCACCCAAUGAAAAAGGAUUCACGGUUACUAUAUUAAAACCUUAUUAUUGGCAAGCGAACUCGAGUAAAGAGAAAGACUUCUUUAUUUCCUCAAUGCUCAAGAUCUUCAAAAAAUAUACAGGGGGGAAAAUACCGAACCUUAUUGGGUUUGAAAGGACGGAUAUCGAUAGAAUGGUUGAUGGAGCUGCAAGUUUGCAGGUAAGGCAACGUCAAGAGGAAGAAGGAUCUCGGGGGCAUACACCACCAAAUUUGCCUACGAGUCUAUCACCCCCGUUGCUUAGAAACCUUGCAACAGCGCAGUCCAUGGACUCCCUAACAAGAUCUGCUUCGCGGCAAUCUCCAGGGAUGAAAGGCAUGGAUGGAUUAUCCCCUCCCGUAGGUGUAUUGCGGCCAUCUCAAUCUACAGAUCGUCUUCCCAAUAGCUCUCGGAGAGCACCAGAUCCACUUGCUUUGGGUCGUACCACAUCCGGAAGGUCAAUAGCAUCUAAUGAUUCUAUUCCCCCUCCUAUUCCACCCCAAGGGCCUGGAAGGCGUCCCUCUGAAGGUUCUCAAAGAUCCGGCCGUCAGCGUUCGAAUUCUCGUUCAACUCAGGAUGAGGGGGGCGGUCACAGAGCACCCUCAGCAGAGAGAAUGCGAAGAACCCCAUCUUCCAACAGCCAUCAAUCUCGGGAGCCUGUGGAAUACCAGCCCUUUAAUAGUAGUAACAGUAGUAGGGUGCCAGAUUCGUCCCCUACUGUCCCAGAUCAUACAGGACGUCCCCAAUUGCAAUCAAAGAAAUCCAAUAAGGACGUGGGAUCCGCGUUUAGAUUAGCCGCGACAGCAUUUUCUGCUGGAAACACAAAGUUUAGGCCACAGACUCCAACCACCCCGACCACGCCGGCACCAAUGUCAAGAGGCCCUUCUCGCGAACCAGAAAGGCCCGCAGAGCUACCGCAGAUCAAGUUUCCAAGAGACCAAGGGAGCGUGAAUGAUGUAGCUUCAACCGAUAGACUAGACGAAAGUGAAGACAGGCGAUCGCGAUCACGAGAUAUUCCCCCAAUGCAAAUCGACCCGCCACCAAAAAGUGAGAGGAGAGCAACACUGACUUCCAGGGAUAACAUUAUGGCGCCAUUACGUGAGAAGCCACGAGAUUUAUCCCCUCAACCUCGGAAUCAAGACUCUUUGGAUAUUCCUGGCCGAAGAUCACCAUCGCCUGAUGGAUCUAAUUUGGAUCCCAAUGAGCGCAGUCCUCGAAGUAGAUCACGGUCACCCAACACUAAAGGGCGGAAACGAAAAUCGGCCAAAUCAUCUUAUUUAGAUGAUGUGGAUACAUCUCGUGUGACGGUAGAUCUAGAGGAUUUGCUGCAUGAGUUCAAUUGGGAUGGACGAGGUAAAGUAGAUGAGCUAGAGGCGAGUAUUAAAAAGGAGAUUGCGACUGUGGAGUCGACCAAUAUCAUCAUACACUCUGAUGGUGAUGAUAGGGUUGAGGAUCUGUCUGUUUUGCUUGACAAGGCAAUUAAAGAAUGUGAGGAGAUGGAUGCACUCCUAACUCUGUAUGCUGUUGAAUUGACCAGUUUGAACGACGAUAUAUCGCACAUUGAGAACCAGUCUCAAGGUCUACAGGUCCAAACAGCCAAUCAAAAGACUUUACAGAAGGAGCUUCAGAGUCUGUUGGAGACGAUAUCAAUUGUACCACAACAGCUCGACACUCUGAAAUGUGGAUCCCUUGAUUCCGCCCAAGCACUUGAGGGCAUCGAAGAAACGCUAUUGGCCCUCUAUAAAGCAAUGGCAACUAUUGACCCCCAUAUUGCGAGUUCCCCGGUUAAUAAUGGACGGAGGGGCUCUUGGAGUGAUGAGGGGAUCGGUACGAUGCGAGCUCUACAAGAGAAGAAAGAAGGCUACCGGGCGGAGAUAAACGCUUUUCUGGCAAGGCAGAGGCAAUUCUUAGCUAUCAAAUUUCAGGCUGAAAUUGCGGCACUGGAAAAACAUUCCAAGGGCGCAGGGGUGGUCCAAUCAGCUAAGCCAAAACUAUUAGGGCAUGACAGCGCGUAUUUAUCAAUAUAUAGAUUUGUCGGGCUCAUAGUUUUUACAAAAGACGUGGACCGGGAGGAAUAUAUGGAGUUACAGAAACUUUAUAUGAGGCCAGCAAAGCAACUGUUUGAGAACGAGUUCAGAGAUCAUAUUUUUGCUUGGAAGAGGAUAACGAGAAAACCAGCGCAGGAGGAAACGGAUCUUGUCUUCACCGUCCAAGAGAAGGAAAACGAUAACGUUGCUGUAUCUGCUGCACGAAAGUUGACAGUCAAGCGGUCUCAGACAUUGGCCAAGAUUCGAUCACCUACUGGGGAAUCCUUUUCCAAGGAUAAAAAUCAAGAUGGAAAAAUUCACGCCUACGAAGCAUUCGCUGGCGCAUUGACGGAAAUGUACAAUCUUGUAUUCAGGGAACAAAACUUCCUCGGCGAGUUUUACCACCUUUCAUCUCAAUUGCCUGUGGAUUUUGUCGAGUUGGCCAGCAAUUCUAAGCCAGAAACCCGGCGCUUAGGGGAUUUGGGCGGCAUAAAACCAUCUGAUCAGGAUAAGAUUAAAGGAAGGAUAAUGCUUGAGCUCAUGGGUGAACUAUUUUCGUUUUGGUUACAGGAUUUACAAAAUUUAUCGGACUGGGUAAUAAAGACCGAUCCAGUGCACUGUGCCGGGGUAUUAUUUGCGAUCGAGGAAAAAAUUGAUUCCCUAGAAGAGACAAAUCAAGAGUACUUGCUCAAAACGUUGCAAAAGUUGCAUGAUCGGUUGGCGGGCUUGUUCUCAAGGUUUUUAGAUGAGCAAAUCAAGGCCAUCGAGGAGACAAAGGUGAAGAUCAAAAAGAGGAAAGGAGUUAUUACUUUUAUGAAAGUAUUCCCGGGCUUCUCUGCAAAGAUCGAAGACCAGUUACCGCCCGAAAGCUCCAAUCAGGAUGAUGAGCUGGAUGUUAGAGAAAUGAUCAAUGAUGGUUACGCGAAAAUUAACAAGGCUAUGUUCGAGUCUCUUCAAGCAAUUGCGAAAGAGAGUCCCGCCGUUGCUAGUCAGAGUGUCGACCCCGAAGAUAAGGAGCAAUUGAACUAUCACAUCAUGAUGAUCGAAAAUAUGCAUCAUUAUUUGGAGGAGGUAGAUACCAGAAGCAACUCUAUCCUGGUGGAUUUUAAGAAAAAGGCGGAUGCCGAAUUCAAGGAACAUAUGGGUCUUUACAUCAGUGCCGUUAUUAGGAGACCACUUGGUAAAAUUCUGGACUUUAUUGAAGGAGUUGAGGUACUACAAAGAUCCGGUACAGAGGAAAUUUCGACACGACACUCUCAUUCGAAAUCUGUAUACAAGAAGAUCCUCGGAAACCACGACGGCAAGGAAAUCAAGCGUGGAAUUGAGACCUUGAGAAAGCGCGUGGAUAAACAUUUCGGCGAUUCAGACGGCCCAGCCCUGUGCACAAGACUACUCGAGAAAAUCUUUGAUAGGCUUGAGGCCGAGUACAUUGAUACACAUAAGCGUGCACAGAAGUUAUUGUUGACAGUGUACAAGGAUCAAGGCCUGGAGCUAGAAUUUAUGGUGCAGGAUGUGCAGACAGCAUUCAGGAAGUAG
Messenger RNA from Morchella importuna, 3960 nucleotides. RefSeq lists its product as uncharacterized. The transcript has 6 exons. Gene Ontology annotation, biological process: exocytosis; Golgi to plasma membrane transport. The record is from RefSeq and is a predicted model, not a curated record. Lineage: Eukaryota; Fungi; Ascomycota; Pezizomycetes; Pezizales; Morchellaceae. Gene Ontology annotation, cellular component: exocyst; plasma membrane. Gene Ontology annotation, molecular function: phosphatidylinositol-4,5-bisphosphate binding. The coding region runs from base 1 to 3960 and encodes 1319 amino acids.